This is a messenger RNA of Parnassius apollo (apollo), 477 nucleotides long. Lineage: Eukaryota; Metazoa; Arthropoda; Insecta; Lepidoptera; Papilionidae. The record is from the annotation of a GenBank genome assembly.
AUGAAUAUUUUAACUUUAUGUUUGUUGUUUCACUCUUGUCUUGGCUUCUUUAAUAUACAGCAUAUAGCAUCAAACACUCUAACAGUACUCCCUAAAGGCUUUUCCCCUGCUGUGAAAGAUAUAGUUGAAGGAAUCCCGUCUAAUGCUUUAACCAUAGUCAGAGGAAAUUCGACAAAUAUCAGGUCUUCAGAUAUAUUUGAGUUAAUUUGUCUUCUAAAUGAAAACAACAUACAAGUUAUCAACCUCGAUCUUACAACGACGGACAGUAAAGCUACUUUUUUUAGUUUUCUGAAAGAGGGCUUAGACACUUCAAACGAAAGGACUAGUCUUAUUUUAUGUAGCCCUUUGGAAUGCGAGAAUUUAUUAUCUGAAGAUAGCUUAAAUAUAGUGGAUUACUUCAAUUACAGAGGAAUCAAAUAUGUUAAAAUGAAACUUACCAACAACUAUCGUAAAAAAUAUCAACUUCUCAUUUGGUAA